AUGGCGACUCUGACAGCGAACCCAACGUCUGUCUUGGGCUUGGAUCGCCCUAUUCAAGACACUUUCCCUGAUGGAUUUGCACAAAAUGGCGGCCGAAUCUCUACCAACCAUGUUGGGAUGCUUCGUCCCACACCGGCAUCGCUGCCCAUUGAGGAAAUGAGAGAACGACUCAAGCAGGAUGGAUAUCUUUUCGUGAAGGGACUUCUUCCUAGAGAGGACGUCCUGGAUGCAAGAGAGCACUAUUUUAAUCAAUAUUCGGGCACUUCAUUAUUGGAACCAGGGACAUCUCCUCGGGACGGCAUUUUCAACAAAUCCUCUCAUCCCGACGCGCACAAAGGCAUUGGCGGGGAAGGCUUACCUGUCGAUCCAGCUGAAGAGAAGAUUCUGGUUGAUGCCCAUAAAGAAUCAGAGUACCGCGCUUUUAUAGAGCAUCCUGCCCUGACCAAGUUCAUCAGAGAAUUCAUGGAGUGGAAGGAGCAUCGCCUGCUCGAUCGGUCCAUGCUGCGACACAAUGUGCCCUUUGGCAAGGGAACUGGGAUUCAUUAUGAUAAGUUGUUCCUCAGAGCAGGAGAUGGAUUCUUCCUGACUGCCUGGGUUCCAAUCGGUAACUCAAGCUAUUGCACGCCUUUCGAUCGGACUACGCUAAUCACCAUCCUUGCAGGCGAUAUACCAAUCAACGGCGGAGGUCUCUGCUAUUUGGCCAACUCUGUCGGCUUGGGUCGUGCCAUCGAGAAUGACUUCAAUACUCGAGCAGCAGCCAUGACGCAAGAGGAGAGGGUCUCUGCAUUUAAUGUGAACAUGAUGGACGGCGGGAUGAUCGCGUCGUCGCCCCAGCAGCUCCAGGAGAUGCAUUCGGCUUCUGGCUUGCAUGAGUGGCUCAUCACCAACUAUGAAGCUGGGGAUGUUGUCUUCCAUCAUCCAUACAGUAUCCAUGCCAGUGGUCGAAAUGAAGACCAGGAAGGUCGUAUCAGGCUGAGUACGGAUUUGAGGUUCUAUGACAAGGAUGACCAGGGCAUGGACACGCGGUGGUGUAAGAUCUGGACUCCGGGAGAUGGACUGUAA
Molecule: messenger RNA, 1062 nt
Organism: Penicillium lagena
Lineage: Eukaryota; Fungi; Ascomycota; Eurotiomycetes; Eurotiales; Aspergillaceae
Exons: 2
Coding region: 1-1062 (353 amino acids)
Source: RefSeq, a predicted model, not a curated record